ACAGUGCACUGACAUCUGUAGUGCACUCAUCGCUGAUAAGUGCUGUAUCAAAUGGAACACUUACGUUAACCACUUGGCGGAAGUGACGGACGCACGUUGUAUACGGGGACUUUUAUUUUGACAAGUUAAUGAAUAAGGGAAUAAAACAAAUCUGUUCACGGCACCCGCGAAAUUAAGGCGGGAGUGACGUACGCAAAUCUGCUCGCGAUACCCGCGAAACUAAAACUGACAAAAUGAAUGCACUGCUUGCCCUCUUUUUGUCCCUUGUUUACCCCUUUCUCCUCCCCAUGUGGAAACUGCGAUACCUCCACACCCGCGGCAGGAACCUCCGCCUUCUGGCUGCACUCGAGAUGCAGCCACCCAGUCCCAGGCGGCGCUGCCGUAUCAAUGUUGCAAUGCCACUGCUGGCAUUGUAUUUUGAUGGCCACAGUGACAUGAGGGUGGACUUCAGGCUCACCCGAGAGUCAUUUAACGCCCUCAUGGCUGUGCUGGGCACUGAUUGUGACCAUGGUUGGGGCCCUGAGAUCUCCUGUCUUGUUUUUAUUUUUUGGCUUGCCAGCGCCACCUCCUAUCGGGUGGUGGCCAGGGCCUUCGACAUGCCCCGGGCCACCGUUCACCGGCUGGUGCACAGGAUGAGUGGGCAGAUCGCUGCGCUCCUGUACACCGUUGUCCGCCACCCUACAGGAGAGGAACUCCCACGCCUAGGUGCCCGCUUCGCCCGUCUAGCUGGGUCAGCAGCCUUCAGCAGAGUGGUGGGGGCUAUUGAUGGCUGCCACAUCCGAGUAAAGCCCCCAGCGGAGGAUGCUGCCUGUUAUUUCAACAGGAAGCUUUUUCACUCCAUCCAGCUGCAGGCCAUCUGUGAUGAUAAGUGCAAAUUUAUAGAUGUGUGUGUGGGCUACCCAGGCUCAGUGCAUGAUGCCAGGGUCCUAAAAAACAGCCCCAUCUACUAUGAGCAGUCAUACCCUCCACCAGGAUACUGUAUCCUUGGGGAUGGUGGCUACCCCUGCCUGUCCCAACCCAUCUGCCUCAUGACCCCCUUCAGGCAGCCUGUCCGCAACCACCUCCAAGCACGCUACAACUGCUGCCUGUCAAAGGCGAGGUGUGUUGUGGAGAGGUCCUUUGGGAUACUGAAGACGCGAUGGCGGUCCAUCUUCUUGAAGGCCCUGGAGGUGGAUGUGAGGUUUGUGCCAGAGGUCAUUGUCUGCUGCACUGUGCUCCACAACAUCUGCCUCACCAACGGUGACCUGCUGGAGCCAGAUGCAGAUGUCGGGAGGGCAGCAGAGGACCAGCCAGCACCAGAACCAGCACCAGCACCUCCAGGAAACGUCUCUGGGGCAGAAAACAGAGAAAGGAUAGCCAUUCAGUGCUAUGUCCCAGACCAUGACUACAUUUAAAUUAAUGCAAUAAAUAUUUAUAGGGGGUUCUGAACACCAGAAUUGCCCUAUAAUUGGCAAACAA
Messenger RNA from Clupea harengus (Atlantic herring), 1458 nucleotides. Its product is annotated as putative nuclease HARBI1. The transcript is spliced from 2 exons. Lineage: Eukaryota; Metazoa; Chordata; Actinopteri; Clupeiformes; Clupeidae. The record is from RefSeq and is a predicted model, not a curated record. The coding region runs from base 234 to 1394 and encodes 386 amino acids.